AUGUGGGAGCUGCGCUCCAUCGCCUUCAGCCGCGCCGUGCUGGCCGAGUUCUUGGCCACCUUGGUGUUCGUGCUCUUCGGGCUGGGCUCGGCGCUGGCCUGGCCCUCCAUGGCCAGCCCGGGGGUGCUGCAGAUCGCCCUGGCCUUCGGGCUGGCCAUCGGCACCCUGGUGCAGGCCCUGGGCCCCGUCAGCGGCGCCCACGUGAACCCGGCGGUGACGGUGGCCCUGCUGGUGGGCUCGCAGCUCUCCCUGCUCAGGGCCCUCUUCUACAUCGCGGCCCAGCUGCUGGGCGGGGUGGUGGGGGCGGCCAUCCUGCACCAGGUCACCCCCCCGGCCGCCAGGGAGGGCAUGGCCAUCAACAGG
Molecule: messenger RNA, 363 nt
Organism: Lepidothrix coronata (blue-crowned manakin)
Lineage: Eukaryota; Metazoa; Chordata; Aves; Passeriformes; Pipridae
Product: aquaporin-2-like
Exons: 1
Biological process (GO): transmembrane transport
Cellular component (GO): plasma membrane; apical plasma membrane
Molecular function (GO): water channel activity
Source: RefSeq, a predicted model, not a curated record